Molecule: messenger RNA, 897 nt
Organism: Candidula unifasciata
Lineage: Eukaryota; Metazoa; Mollusca; Gastropoda; Stylommatophora; Geomitridae
Source: the annotation of a GenBank genome assembly
AUGAGCACCUCCAGAGACGACAGAUUGGAUGGCUACGAUGCUGUACAACUGUCCUUGACCUGUCUCAGUGGCGUCGACAGAAAGAUGGUAGUGCCCACAAAGAAGCUUCUAGACGUUGUUGCAGGCAAAGAAGAUGUGGCCUUUAAAGAUGCUGGCAUCCCAAGGGAUUCCUACAUAUUUGACCUGCGGUCUUCAGCUGGCACUGCCAAAGUGGACAUCGACAGCCUCAAGCCACUGCCAUGGCUGACACAUGACGGACAUCGAGUAGGAGGAGUCUUCUGUGAGUUGACACCGCCUACAGUUGGAGGUGAAAUAUCGCCUAGGUCAGUAGCCUUAAAGCAGGUGGCACGUCUGAAGGACACCUUUGGUUUGACCAUCAAGUCGGCGCUGGAGGCGGAGUUUAUGAUUUUUGAGAAAGAUGGGAGGACCCCUUUCAACAACGUGGAUCGUGAAGCCUACGGUAGAGUCGACAACAUGGCUGGAAAAGAACACUGUAUAUUGGACGCAUGCUUCUCUUUGCAGAAGGCGGGGUUACCAAUUGAAACGUUCUUAUCAGAAUUUGCCGCUGGUCAAUUUGAGAUGACUUUUCGUCCUCAAGAGGGCGUGGCUUCUGCAGACACUAUUAUGCUCAUGAAAGAAGGGUUAAGGGUGAGCCUUGGAAAAUAUGAUCUUAUACCAACGUUUAUGACAAUUCCCAGUGAUCAUGGCCAUGCAAACGGAUUUCAUCUGAACCAUUCGCUUUGGAGUGACGAAGGAGUGAAUGAAUUUAUAGAUUUGAAUGAUCCGAUACAAAUAUCAGACACUGCACGUCACUGGAUAGCUGGUCUGAUAUACCACGCUCCCUGCAUUGACAGCUCUGCUAUGCCCCACCCUGAACUGUUACAUUCGACUCACUGA